GAGGAACGACCAAGCAUGCCAGUGACGAUGCGAGCUUUCCUCGUCCUGACGGCGAUCGCGACAGCAUCAGCCGUCACUUGCAACAUUGCCAAGAAGAGCGAUGUCACCGUAGGAAGCUGCGGAACGAGAACCGUCCAGUACGGCAGCUGUACCUCGCAAAGUGAAGCAGACGCGGGAUUGGCUCUGUCUCUUGUUGGCGCGGCCGUCAUACCUUCAACCGAUGCUGCUUGUGCCAUCUUAAUCUCUGGUAUUUGUGCUGGCUACGGUGUGCCCGCCAAGGCCACCAAGUGCUCGGACCUGUGCUCUGCGUAUUCAUCAAUAACCACAGGCUGUACUUCAGACUCCCAGUGCGCAACGACCACCACCACAGUGGUGGAGUGCUGCAGCGCGACGAGGUCAUACGUUUCAAACCUCUGCACCGCCGACUCAGCCAAGCUUGACUCCAUCAUCGCUUCUGAAAAAUCCAAAGCAGCAUGUAGUGACACCAACUGCAAUUCAGCAGCGCCCAGGACCCUUUCGUCGCUGUACAUGCCUCUGCUGCUGUCGUUGCUAGGGUAUGCGAUGACCUCUCGUUUGUAAGGGACACAAGGUGACGGUCGCCGUGACGGCUGUGGAGCCUGAGUGGGGGCGCCCAUGAUUAAGUAUUGUCACUGAGGUUCUUUGAUGGCCCGGUCUUAAAGGAAUAAAUUGUCACUAUCACUA
Guillardia theta CCMP2712 is the source of this 702-nucleotide messenger RNA. RefSeq lists its product as hypothetical. The transcript has 3 exons. Bases 16 to 579 code for a protein of 187 amino acids. The record is from RefSeq and is a predicted model, not a curated record. Lineage: Eukaryota; Cryptophyceae; Pyrenomonadales; Geminigeraceae.